AUGAUAAGGUUAUCUAAGAAGAGGGAAAUGGGAUCAAUGGAAAGCUAUAGAGGCUCGGUGAGACUGAUCUUUUCUGGGUAUUUUUUGUUGUUAGCUUUUGCUUCCAUUUCAGUGCCAAGAGCUCAGGGCUGGAGCAAAGAGGGUCAUAUUUUGACAUGCCAGAUUGCGCAGGGACUUUUAGAGGCUGAGGUAGUAGAGGCUGUUAAAAGUUUAUUGCCGGAGUAUGCUGAAGGAGACUUAUCAUCACUGUGCACAUGGCCGGAUCAAAUCCGGCACUGGUACAAAUACCGCUGGACUAGCCCUCUUCAUUUCAUUAACACCCCGGACGGUGCUUGCUCUUAUGUUUAUUCUAGGGACUGCCAUGAUCAGAAUGGCGUGAAGGACAUGUGUGUGGCUGGUGGUAUCCAGAAUUACACCUCUCAGCUCUCCCACUACACAGAGGGAACCUCCGAGAGUCCAUAUAAUUUGACUGAGGCCUUGCUAUUUCUAUCACACUUUGUCGGAGAUAUCCACCAGCCAAUGCAUGUUGGAUUCACUAGUGACGAAGGAGGUAACACCAUUGAGCUACGUUGGUUUAGGCACAAAUCAAAUUUGCACCAUGUAUGGGAUAGGGAGAUCAUUCUUACUGCUCUAGCGGAUUAUUAUGACAAGGAUAUGAGCCUUCUCCUCCAAGACAUUGUUGCAAACUUCACCGAUGGAAUCUGGUCCGAUGAUGUUUCGUCAUGGAAACGUUGUAACAAUGUUCAACUCCGAACAUGCGUUAACAAAUAUGCGGUUGAGAGCAUAAAGUUAGCUUGUGAAUAUGGUUACGAAGGGGUUGAGGCCGGCCAAACUCUUUCAGAUGAUUACUUCAACUCGAGGUUGCCGAUUGUAAUGAAACGAAUAGCACAGGGUGGAAUACGAUUAGCCAUGAUUCUGAAUAGGGUUUUCUCUGACAGUCAGCGAGGAUUAGCAUUGCCCAUUUAAACUCACAAUUAAAUGUUCUGUUGGGACAAUCUAGUGGUAAAACCACAACUUCCUUUAAUAAAGGUUCAAAAUUUGAAUCC
Messenger RNA from Ziziphus jujuba (common jujube), 1046 nucleotides. Its product is annotated as endonuclease 1-like. Gene Ontology annotation, biological process: DNA catabolic process. The coding region runs from base 1 to 966 and encodes 321 amino acids. The record is from RefSeq and is a predicted model, not a curated record. NCBI's taxonomy places the organism in Eukaryota, Viridiplantae, Streptophyta, Magnoliopsida, Rosales, Rhamnaceae. The transcript is spliced from 9 exons. Gene Ontology annotation, molecular function: nucleic acid binding; endonuclease activity.